Necator americanus (New World hookworm) is the source of this 276-nucleotide messenger RNA. RefSeq lists its product as uncharacterized. The record is from RefSeq and is a predicted model, not a curated record. Lineage: Eukaryota; Metazoa; Nematoda; Chromadorea; Rhabditida; Ancylostomatidae. The transcript is spliced from 3 exons. The coding region runs from base 1 to 276 and encodes 91 amino acids.
AUGCUUCAGCACGCUGCAGAAUUUACGUUGUAUUAUCAUCCGUACAAUGCAUUUGGCAAAAUAGAAAAUGAAAUUGCAGCAAGAACUACAACGGAAUCUAGAGGCACCCACAACAAAUCCGGAAAUCAAACAGAUCAGCACCUUCAAGCUGAUCAGUUUCCAAAAAAAUCUUUCCAAACCAUCAAGAUUCAGAUUUUCUUUGACAAUCACAUUAACAGGAAGAAUUCACAGGUGCAUGGAAGAGAUAAAGUUGAGACGACUAUUUGUGCUGUAUAA